AUGAUGCUGGAAAGGCACGUAGAUUACAUACCACGACUUCCAGCUUUACGUCAUUGGUUCCGUGCGCGGUCUGCAAUCAUUCUUUACUUCUCCAAUGGCAAGCUGGAAGUUCAUUUCACUGAAAGCUAUACAAAGAUUAUUGCAUAUGGUUUAAUGGGAGCUGUUACAUACGUUGAUAAGCCCGGAAAUUUCUGUGUUUACAAGUUACUACAACUAGAAACUAAUGGAUGUGCCAAGGCUUCGAUACGUGAAAACAAUGGGAAAAAGUUGAUGUCGAACAACUACAGUCUUCCUGGAUCUCUGUGCAAUCCGCGAUUUGCUGCAUUUGGAUUCACAGAUCAAAUUUUGUUUUAUCGCAACUAA
Messenger RNA from Angiostrongylus costaricensis, 363 nucleotides. Lineage: Eukaryota; Metazoa; Nematoda; Chromadorea; Rhabditida; Metastrongylidae. The record is from the annotation of a GenBank genome assembly.